Cannabis sativa is the source of this 1095-nucleotide messenger RNA. RefSeq names its product protein phosphatase inhibitor 2. The transcript has 6 exons. Gene Ontology annotation, biological process: regulation of signal transduction. The record is from RefSeq and is a predicted model, not a curated record. Gene Ontology annotation, molecular function: protein phosphatase inhibitor activity. Lineage: Eukaryota; Viridiplantae; Streptophyta; Magnoliopsida; Rosales; Cannabaceae. The coding region runs from base 477 to 947 and encodes 156 amino acids.
AGUGGGUUCAACAGACAAUACGUGUUACCACAGGGGCUGUUCUGGAAAUCAAGAAAAAGAAAAAUAUGAGAGAGAUGAACCACCAUUUUUAGCUCUCCCAAUACUCGCCGCCAAUUUCAAUUUUCUCCUCAGUGAAACAGUAACUUGACUGGUGUGCAUUCGGUGUGCAAAGAGUUGGCUUGCUCGCAAGAAAAUGAAUGACAGUUCCUUGUCUAUGGGUUGGAAUGGAAAUCCAAAAUGGCCCACUUCUAGAAGUGAGAAGGAAAACUUUUGGAUGCAAAUUCAACUCAAUCAAAUAGUUAAUCUUGGAGAUUGCUUCAUGGACAUUAUGUGUUUGAAUCAACUUAAUAAUUUCCAGAAACUGUUGUGAGAAUAACAAGGGACGGGUACGAUGGGACGAGGCUAACUUGGGUGAAAUUGAAGCAACUAAACCUGUGAGGCAGAAAAUUACUGAGCCGAAGACACCAUAUCAUCCCAUGAUUGAUGAUGAUGAUGGAUCUCUAUCUCCUAUAAGGAAUUAUUUCGAUGAAAGUGUUCCUGAUGGCGUUGAUGCGGAAGCAAUACGAACUGCGUUGAGUGAUGUAGCAUCAUCAAGUAGAGAGACUACCCAGAGAUCCAGUGGCUGGACCUCAUCUGAUGACGAGGCAGAUGCUAUGGAACAGGAUGAUGAAGAUCCUGAAACAGAUAAAAAUGGUAGAAGUUUCAGGGAGCACCGGAGAGCUCACUACGACGAAUUCUGGAAAGUAAAAGAACUCCGGAGAAAAGGUUCUUUCCUUGAAGACGAAGAAGAGGACGAGGCAGAUAAACAAAGGAGAAAUGCUAUGUCUUCAUCAUUAGCGGCCGGUGGCAGUGGUCAUGGUAGUGGUGUUACGGACAUUGACAUUGAUGAUGAAACUGGUGCUACUUUAAAUCAGAAAUCCGUUGGUGCUCCGGUUAAUGGAGUGUGAGCAAAAUAGGCCCUGGAAAAGACAUUUUAACAGAGAACUUUCUAUUAUAAAUUUGUAAUGCUUUUGGAAAGUGUCCUAUGAAUGCUAUCUUGUAUACAAAUAGUAUUGUUCUCUUAUAAUUCUCAAUCAACAAUGUUUCCUCAGACUA